Staurois parvus is the source of this 471-nucleotide messenger RNA. The record is from the annotation of a GenBank genome assembly. NCBI's taxonomy places the organism in Eukaryota, Metazoa, Chordata, Amphibia, Anura, Ranidae.
GGCCCGACAGCGGGCAUCGGGUCACCAGGCAUGACAGCGGGCACUGGGUCAUCAGGCAUGGGAUUGUCUGGCUCGACAGCGGGCAUCGGGUCACCAGGUAUGACAGCGGGCACUGGGUCACCAGGCAUCAGGUCAUUUGGCUCGCCAGCGGGCACCGCGUCAUCUGGCAAGGCAGUGGGCACCGAGUCACCAGGCACGACAGUGGGCUCCGAGUCAACUGGCAUGACCGCGGGCACUGGGUCAGACAUUGGAUCGUCUGGCCCGACAGCGGGCAUCGGAUCACCAGGCAUGACAGCGGGCACUGGGUCAUCAGGCAUUGGAUCGUCUGGCUCGACAGCGGGCAUCGGGUCACCAGGCAUGACAGCGGGUACUGGGUCAUCAGGUACCGGAUCGUCUGGAUCGACAGCGGGCAUCGAGUCAACUGGCCUUGGUGUAAUGUCAGGGCUCCAGGGGAAACGCAGUCUUCAGAUA